Messenger RNA from Medioppia subpectinata, 1578 nucleotides. NCBI's taxonomy places the organism in Eukaryota, Metazoa, Arthropoda, Arachnida, Sarcoptiformes, Oppiidae. The record is from the annotation of a GenBank genome assembly.
AAAUCAGAUACACUGUACUUUUGACUGUCUUACGUAAAAACAGUCUGAAAAUUGAAAACUUAAUAAUGAGUGCUCAGAAACCCAACUAUAAAAUCGCCGACGAAAGUUUAGCCGAUUUCGGCCGAAAGGAGAUAGUGAUGGCCGAACACGAGAUGCCGGGACUCAUGUCUAUCCGCCAGAAAUACGGCCCCAAAAAGCCGCUAAAAGGCGCCCGAAUUGCUGGUUGUCUUCAUAUGACUAUUCAGACGGCGGUAUUGAUCGAGACAUUGACUGAAUUGGGCGCCGAAGUGCAGUGGUCUAGUUGUAACAUCUACUCCACUCAAGAUCACGCCGCGGCCGCCAUCGCUGUCACCGGUGUUCCCGUCUAUGCCUGGAAGGGAGAGACCGAAGAGGAAUACAUUUGGUGUAUUCAACAGACACUGGUCUUCAAAGACGGACAACCGCUUAAUAUGAUUCUCGAUGACGGCGGAGACCUCACCAACUUGGUUCACGAGAAAUAUCCGCAAUACUUGUCGGCAAUUCGCGGCGUUUCCGAAGAGACCACUACUGGUGUCCAUAAUCUGUACAAAAUGCUGAAAAGCGGACAAUUGAAAGUACCGGCCAUUAAUGUGAACGAUUCGGUGACAAAGUCUAAGUUUGACAAUCUUUACGGCUGUCGAGAGUCGCUGACCGAUGGUAUCAAACGGGCGACUGAUAUAAUGCUGGCCGGAAAGGUAUGCGUUGUCGCCGGUUUCGGUGAUGUCGGCAAAGGUAGCGCCUCCUCGUUGAGAGCGUUUGGCGCCCGAGUUAUUGUCACCGAAAUCGAUCCAAUCAACGCUCUUCAGGCGUCGAUGGAGGGCUACGAAGUGACCACAAUGGAAGAGGCGGCGCCCAAAGCCAGUGUCUUUGUCACCACCACUGGUUGUAAGGAUAUUAUUCGUGGCGAACACUUCCUGCAAAUGCCUGAAGACGCCAUUGUCUGCAAUAUCGGACAUUUUGAUUGCGAAGUCGAUGUCAAAUGGUUGGACACCAACGCUAAGGAGAAGAUUAAUAUAAAGCCACAGGUCGAUCGCUAUACUCUGGCCAAUGGGCGACACGUAAUAUUGUUAGCUGCGGGACGUUUAGUGAACUUGGGCUGCGCUACCGGACACCCGAGCUUUGUUAUGAGCUGUUCCUUCUCUAACCAGACUUUGGCCCAAAUAGAGUUGUGGACACAUCCGGAGAAGUAUCCGCUCGGCGUCUAUAUUCUGCCUAAAAAAUUGGACGAAGAGGUGGCGGCUCUGCAUUUGCCUCAUUUGGGCGUUAAGUUGACUCGACUGAGUGAAGACCAAGCUCAAUAUUUAAGCAUUCCACGCGAUGGCCCCUACAAACCUGAUCACUACAGAUACUAAUUUGUUGGCCAAUCGUUGUCUCGCAAAAUGUUUUUUAGUUUUUUAACAAUAAAAUUAUCGAAAGUCUAAUUUUUCUGAUCAAAUAUUACUUAAUAAGCCAUUAGUUUCUUAUGGUUUAAUGAAUUCUGUUUUUAUUUUAGUAUAGAUUCAGAUCUGAUGUAAUCCUAAAAUCUGUUUUAUUGAUAAUCCAAUAAAGUUUUCAAAAUAA